This is a messenger RNA of Psammomys obesus (fat sand rat), 3325 nucleotides long. It is a transcript of the gene Lasp1, whose product is annotated as LIM and SH3 protein 1. Gene Ontology annotation, cellular component: focal adhesion. Lineage: Eukaryota; Metazoa; Chordata; Mammalia; Rodentia; Muridae. The record is from RefSeq and is a predicted model, not a curated record. Gene Ontology annotation, molecular function: actin filament binding. The transcript has 7 exons. The coding region runs from base 140 to 928 and encodes 262 amino acids.
GCGGAGGCCAGUUCCCCGGUUCCAGCCGCCGUCGCCUGCGCUGUUCGCAGCCGCCGCCGCCUCCCACCAGCUCGCCCGAGGCCAAGGGAAGGCGCGCGCGGUCUCUCCGGCGUCCCCGCCCCAGCCUCUCGCCGGAACCAUGAACCCUAACUGCGCCCGGUGCGGCAAGAUCGUGUACCCCACGGAGAAGGUGAACUGUCUGGAUAAGUUCUGGCAUAAAGCAUGCUUUCACUGCGAGACCUGCAAGAUGACCCUGAACAUGAAGAACUACAAGGGCUACGAGAAGAAGCCCUACUGCAAUGCACACUACCCCAAGCAGUCCUUCACCAUGGUGGCCGACACUCCGGAAAACCUCCGCCUCAAGCAACAGAGCGAGCUGCAGAGUCAGGUGCGCUACAAGGAAGAAUUUGAGAAGAACAAGGGCAAAGGCUUCAGUGUGGUGGCAGACACGCCCGAGCUGCAGAGGAUCAGGAAGACCCAGGACCAGAUCAGCAAUAUCAAAUACCACGAGGAGUUUGAGAAGAGCCGCAUGGGGCCCAGCGGAGGUGACGGUGUGGAACCAGAGCGCCGGGAGCCCCAGGACAGCAGCAGCUACCGGAGGCCCCCAGAGCAGCAACAGCCUCAGCCUCACCACAUCCCGACCAGCGCCCCAGUUUACCAGCAGCCCCAGCAGCAGGUGACUCCAUCCUAUGGUGGCUACAAGGAGCCCGCAGCUCCUGUCUCCAUACAGCGCAGCGCGCCAGGUGGCAGCGGGAGACGGUACCGUGCGGUGUACGACUACUGUGCCGCGGACGAGGACGAGGUCUCCUUCCAGGACGGGGACACCAUCGUCAACGUCCAGCAGAUCGACGACGGCUGGAUGUACGGGACCGUGGAACGCACCGGCGACACGGGGAUGCUGCCAGCCAACUACGUGGAGGCCAUCUGAGCCCCCCCCCAGGCCGCCCCACCCUCUGUCUUCAAUGCAUUCCAUGGCAUCACAUCUGUCCUGGGGUCUGACCCGUCCACCCUUCAGUGUCUCUGUCUUUUAAGAUCUUCGACCGCUUCUUUACCCCCCCCGCCCCGCCUCCGGCUUCUUUUGCCAACCCGAGCCCUGUUCCGCCACUGUUAAUGGACCCCUUCCUCUGGCAGGGUUUUUCCCUUGGACCAAUCAACUGAUUGAUUUUUCUCUCUGGAAGGGCACUGGCUGGGCACCCUGGGGAGGGCAGGAUUGUUCUGAGGAGGAGAGGCUCACAGGGCUGGGCUGAGAGGAAAGACCCGGGAAGGAGAGAAGUCAGGCGGGGCGCAGUGGUACACACCUUUGAUCCCAGCGUUUGGGAGGCAGAGGCGGGUGGGUCUCUUGAGUUCGAGGCCAGCCUGGUCUACAGAGUGAGUUUCAGGACAGCCAGAACUAAGUCGGGAGACCCUGUCUCUGGGGAGGGGAAGGGGUUGGUCAGCUCUCAGCCUCACUUCCUGCCUUAGGCCCUUCAGCACGCCUGGCCCAGCUCCCCAGACACCCUUCAUCCCAGAGCUGGGUUGAGCCCCAUACUCCCCAUACCUCCAGGUGGGGCUCCACAUAUUUCCAGGGGGUGGGUACUGAGGCCUCAGUUAUCUAGGGACCAGUGUGACGGGCUGAAUCUCUGCCCCUGUGUGGGACCCCUCACACACUGAGUGUGCCAUCCUGCCCACACAAACAUAGGGCAUCCAAAGAGCUCUGCAGGAGGCGCAGCUCCGGUCAAGCUCUUACCUUUGUCCUGGAGGCAGCAGCAGGAAGGAGGGGGACCUUCCACCCAGACCUAUUUGCCUCGUGCCUCCCCCAGCCUGCAGGGACUCUCUUCAUCUCCCUGGCUGGGCGCCUGCUGCGAAGGGUAGAGCAAGGGAUGCCUUUGGGACCUGAGUUAACUGAGGUGUUUCUUCCUGCUCCCCUGGGAAGAGGUCUCCUAUGGCCUUCCCUGCCCAGAACAAGGCUUGAUGAGCUUGGAGCUCUGCAGAGCCAGAGGAUGAGAACAGCACUCGCUCACUGCGGAGGAGGGGGAAGUCUGAGUUAGAUACAGAUACGUGCUUUCCUGGUUUUUUGUGUGUGUCUGACGCUACAGAGUGCGGUACCAGGAGGACCAAAUCACCCACACUGGCACCUCCCCCGAGGCUCUCCUGUCCCUGGAGAGGGUCCAGGGCUCCAAAGCCGGCAGCACCGUCUCUGGGCUGGAGCUAUACUCAGGUUCCUUCUUCGCCCUGGGGUCUAGGACAGUCCCCCGCACGGCUUCAUUCAUCUCUGGGUUUUCUUGCCAGCCCUCCUGGCUUCCCUGACUCUCAUCUCCGUCUGAGUCUGACGAAGGCAUCGGUCGGUCGGGUCAGCAAUGCGGUUAUCAUGAGGGCUUACUAGAGUAACCAUCUUCCUGCCUGGUCAAUCUCUUUACCUCUGACCCCAGCCUGGGUAAAGGUGGGAAGGGGUGUCCUUGUUGGACAGUAUGGGGAGAACCUUGCCGAAGCACCUCAGGAGCCCCCGGGGAGGCGCCAGUCCAUUCCAUUUCCUCUUGAUCUCAAAGCACAAUGUGGUCCUGGGGGCCAGAGGUCAGGGACACUUGCUCUUGGAGGGCCUGUGUUCGGAAGGUGCCACGAGCCUCCUGGUUCCACUCAGCCGAACCUCCGUUCCCAACAUCUCAAGCCAGCUGCUCUUCUACUGCCCUAGAAAUGGGGGAAACUUUCACACACCCGCAGAGGGGAGAGGGACUAUCAAAGGUGCUGAGGGCCCCAGGGCUGCUGGAGUCCAUAAACAUUCCCAGAAGCAUCUACCCCUAGAAGGGCACAGAAGCCCCAAGCCCGCGGUCUCUUCCUCAGUGAAGGUCUUUCAGCCAAUCAAAACCCAGGAGAGAAGGCACCUUGGCUAGACUGUGAACUUCACUUUUGUGGACCAAUCCUGUAAUGCAAGGAGCCCCAUCCCAUGGUGAGGGACAUGCGUCCUCCCCACACCGCUUCCUGUUUUCCCUCCUCGUGUCCCUCCAGGGAACAUUUUAUUUCCUAAUAGCUGGACACAAGACAAAAAGUUCCACCCCACAAAGCCUGUAUUUAAAAAGAAACAGAAGUGUCCCUGUGAAGUUUGCCUCUGUCCAACAUUUCAUCUGUGAGUGAGUGAGUGUGUGUGUGUGUGUGUGUGUGUGUGUGUGUGUCCGCCCACUCAUCUUUUAUAUGGGGUUGUUGUCUUUCUUUGGUCUGUUGGGUCCUCUCCCUCCCGGCCUUGCGCUGGGGAUCAGUUCUUUCUGUCCUGUUAUGAUUCUCAACAUUGACUUGAACCACAAAGUGAAUCUUUAUCCUGGUGACUCAAAUAAAAGUAUAAUUUUUACCUGCA